Molecule: messenger RNA, 2391 nt
Organism: Calypte anna (Anna's hummingbird)
Lineage: Eukaryota; Metazoa; Chordata; Aves; Apodiformes; Trochilidae
Gene: TRAF3IP3
Product: TRAF3 interacting protein 3
Exons: 16
Coding region: 430-2001 (523 amino acids)
Source: RefSeq, a predicted model, not a curated record
CUUUCCAACCUGCAAGAAGCCUUAAAAUGAUCGCAUUACUGUACUUCCCUAGUCUGGAUUUCUCCACCCCAAAGCAGCUCGGGGAGACACAGUCACCCAGUGCCACCAGAGGCUCCUGAACCAACGCUCAACCUCCGCCUGUGGGACACUGAUAAAGAGAGAUGGCCCAGGAGAUAGCUGCCAGCUCUGUUCAGAAAGGAGCUGGGGAUUUUGAGGUCCCAAGAUAACCCAAAUCCCCCCCUGAGCCAGGCCCUGCACCCCGGCUGCCAGCAGAGACAGGAACCGGGGCUCGGCUGCAACGUUUCCUGUUUGACAGAGGGGUUGGCACAUCAACCUCUUCCCACCACAGAACCUCUGCUCACCCCACUCCUCUGCAGUGCCCAAGGGGCAGGACAGGACCUUCUGGGACAGGGGGGUCAGAGGCCAGCCAUGAUCAGCCAGCCCAAGAGACCACAGCCCAGGCGUGUGAGUGAGAGCUACGAUGAGAAGUGUGAGCGGCGGCACGAGGCGCGGGAGAACCUGCGGCACCGCAACAACACAACCACCUGCAGGCACCUGGGCAGGGGGGCAGAGGAGCCCCCCCAGAGCCCCCGGCAAAGGGAGUUCCUCAGGAGGAGGAACCUGGUGAAUGAUGCUGGGAGGACAUUGCCAGGACAGGAGCCUGAAGCACGCCUUGCCCUGGGCAUCUCCUGGACGCCUCCAAGACCGCCCGUCCUGCUCCAGCAACCACGGAGCUGCCCCACGUUCCCCCCUGCACAUUCCCAGCUCAGACUCAAGGUCCCCCUUGGCAUUUGGGCAGAAGCUGUCCCCAGGAGAAGCCUCUCCCUGAACACCCAAGGGACCCAGACCCUGACACAGCCAAGCUCAGGAGCAACAGACUCCAGCCAGCAGACAGACUGUGGAAUAGCAGUUUUCAAUAAGGAAAUGCUGCAGCUCUCCAACUACCUGAAGGAAGCUCUGCACCGGGAGCUGCUGCUCAAGCAGAAGAUGCUGAUUUUGCAGGAACUUUUCUCCACGUUGCUGCAAGCAUCAGAAAAAUCCUGGCAGGGUCAGCUGAAUGAAGAUAAACUGAAAUGUAAGCUAAGGGCACUUGAAAAUCAGCUGCAGGCCUGCACCCAGAGUUACUCAAAGGAGUGUGUGAAGAAAAUCCUGGUAGAGAUGGAGGACCAGAAGCAGACCUAUGAGCAGAAGGCAAAAGAGGCUCUUCAGAAGAUGCUGGAGGACAAACUGCAAACAGAGCAGGAGCUGCAAAGCUCUCAGAGAAGCCUGGCAGUGAUGAGACAGGACCUGACCUUCUGGAAGGAGCAUUUCAACACUCUCAAAGCUGAACUGACCAAGACAACCACAGCACACACAGAGCUGCAGAACAGCCUCCACGAUUUGCAAAGCGAGCUGCAGAGAGCAGAGGGACAGAGGGAGCAGCUCCAGGAGGCUCUGCACAUCCUGCAGACUGAGCACACUGAGCUCCAUCACCAAGCCAGAGCCUUGCAGGAGGACAACAACCUGAAAGCUGAGCAUAUCAGCACCAUGGAAGACAAACUGCAGAAAGCACAGAGUGAGAAGGGAAUGCUGGAGGCAACAAUCAGCCAUUUAAAAACCUUGAUAGAGAACCAGAGAGAGGAGCUGAAGAUCCAGGAGGUGACGGUGCAAAGGAAAGACCAGGUCUUCAUCACACAGUCCCCACCCCUCACUCCCACCAAGGAAAACCAAAACACUCUGGUAGAGCACCCGGAGGGGCAAGAGGAGGGAGAAGAAAGUCUGAAGGAUGAGAUGCAGAAAAGGACAUCCCAGCUUAGAGCAAAGGAGAAGGAGUGCUGGGAGCUGCGUUCGGAGCUGGAGUCUCUGUGCAGGGGGUACCAGGGGUCUCUGAGCACCCUGCGCCAGUGCCGGGAUGAGCUCCAGGGCCUGCGGGAAGAGAGGCAGCAUGGCCACUGGAUCCCUCUCCUGCUGGUGGUGGCGGCAGUGGCCGUGGCCACCUUCCUGACAAGCUACAUGCCAUGAAGGACCUUCCUGCUGGCUGAAUUCACUGCAAGAACAACUCCACGGGUCAAACAUGGCAGCUGAGAGGACUACAAAAUCCUCUCCCUUUGUUCAACCCUGGAUGAUCUCUGCUAGGGUCUGGCAAAAGAAACUCAGCUCAGGGAAGUUUUCCAGCACAGACCCCUCCACUCCCCCUCUCCUGCCAGCUCCACAUUAAUUCCCCAGGAAGAGGGAUUUUCUCCUCUUGGAGCUUGACUUUUACAGUGGCACUCGUCCCUCCUUCAGUAAUCAUAAAAUGGAUGUGGUUGGGGUUGGAAGGGACCUUAAAGAUCACGAGGGACUGUGUGACACCACCUGCAACAAACAGUAAAUAUGGUACAGAGCCCAUAAUAAAGUUCACAAAUUUGAAUU